This is a messenger RNA of Penicillium argentinense, 936 nucleotides long. Its product is annotated as urea carboxylase-associated family protein. The record is from RefSeq and is a predicted model, not a curated record. NCBI's taxonomy places the organism in Eukaryota, Fungi, Ascomycota, Eurotiomycetes, Eurotiales, Aspergillaceae. The coding region runs from base 1 to 936 and encodes 311 amino acids. The transcript has 2 exons.
AUGGCAGCCCCAAGUCGACCCCCACCAGCCUAUACGGCACCCGCCGAUUCGGGCGUACAUGCAACGUCGCAAUUCUAUCAUUCAAUCUCCAAGACAGCCUCCGACCCCACAGCCCGCAUCUCCAAGGAAUCAUUCACGAUUCGGCCAUGUUCUGGGCAGGCUUGGGUGGUGCCCGCCGGUCACCUCUGCCGUUUAACUACACCGAAGGGACCGCAAGUCGGCGAUCUGAACAUCUGGAAUGCGGCCAACCCCCGCGAGCGCAUGUGGGCCGCUCGUACCCGCCAGAUCCACGCCUCACACGUCUCUGUUGGUGAUCGCCUGUGGUCGAAUCUGCCCUAUCUUCGGCCACUGGUCACCAUCACUGGCGACUCUCUCGGCGGCGGGCAGUUGCAUGAGGUCCUUGGCCCAGAUGGGAAACGCAGGCCAGAAGUUGAAUUUGGGACUACGCAAUUUGGAGGACGGGUACAUGACUUGCUGGGCACUCGCUGCGACCCCUAUGUCAAUCUUUUGAUGGGCGGCGAGACGUUCGACUUCCACUGUCACUCCAACCUCACCCGAGCCGUGGUCCCUCACGGAUUGACCGAGCUGGAUGUCCACGAUGUGCUGAAUGUGUUUCAGGUGACGGGACUGGACGAGCAAGGGAAGUACUUCAUGGAGACGUCGCCGGCAAAACCGGGAGAGUACUUCGAGUUCUUUGCCGAGAUGGAUGUUCUCUGUGCGCUAUCUGCAUGUCCUGGUGGCGAUCUCUCCAAUUGGGGGUGGGAUGACAAGGAGGGCGGUAUGGGCGCGAGCUGCCGUCCUCUCGGUGUCGAGGUAUAUCAACUGGCAGAUCAAACGGUUCUUAAUAGAUGGAAGGCACCCAAGAGCCCCGGUUAUCAAGGCAUGCACGGCAUGAGAAUGCCUCCUCGCGAGGAUGACUCAUACACUGGUCUGUAG